CCCGACGCAGAGGGCCAGAUCGUCGCUGGCUACACGCUCGGCCCUGUCAUCGGCUAUGGCGGCUUCUCUGUCAUACGCAGCGCAUCCUCGCCCUCGGGCGGUACAGUCGCGAUCAAGAUCGUAAAACGCGCUGAUCUCGACAAGCGUGACAAUCCCGCUCACGCGCGCAAAGAGCUCGACCAUGAGGCUGCCGUGUGGUCCUCGCUCAGCCAUGAACACAUCUUGCCGCUGUUCAGCUCGGAACAUACGAGCUACGCGGACUUUUUCGUGAUGCUGCACUGCCCCGCCGGCUCGCUGUUCGAUAUUCUGAAGCGAGACGGGCGGCCUGCGCUGCCGCACGACGACGCGGGGACGAUGUUCCGCCAGGUCGUGCGGGGCGUGCGAUAUCUCCAUGAGACGGCCGGAUACGUCCACCGGGACAUCAAGCUCGAGAACGUGCUCGUCGACGAGAUGGGCGUGUGCCGCAUCGCCGACUUUGGAAUGGCGCGCCCGAUCGAAGGUUGCGACAACACCACAGAGUCCUCGGGGCUCUCUUCGUCCUCUGACGACAACGAGGGGCAACAGGGCCUGCAGCGUCACCGCUCCGCUAACGUGCAAAGCUCGAGGCGACAGACCAGGCUUGGUCUUCCUGUGCAUCUCUCUCUCAUUCGGCACCACGGCUCCCAGCAGUGCCGCCAGACGACGAUCGCCGAGGGCCCGGGCGCCGCUGCCGCUGCGGGCUAUGCGCACAAGGGCAACAAGCAGAAGAAGAAGCAGAAGCAGAACUAUCAGUCGGGCUCGCUGCCGUAUGCCGCGCCCGAGCUGCUGUCGCACCAGCUCGCGCAGAAGACGCGCCCGCACCCGGCGCAGGAUAUGUGGGCGCUGGGUGUGCUGCUGUAUGCGCUGUUGACGGGCCGGUUGCCGUUCAUGGACGCGUUCGAGCCGAGGCUGCAGAUGAAGAUUUUGCAUGGUGCGUUUGAGAUGCCGCAGGGUAUCGGGCGGGGCGCGGAGCGUGUGAUUCGCGGGUGCAUGGAUCCGAAUGUGCGCUCGAGGUGGACGAUCGCGAUGGUGGAUGAGAUGGCGUGGGGUGUGGGCUGGGGA
Coniophora puteana RWD-64-598 SS2 is the source of this 1080-nucleotide messenger RNA. RefSeq names its product kinase-like protein. The transcript has 2 exons. The record is from RefSeq and is a predicted model, not a curated record. Gene Ontology annotation, cellular component: cytoplasm. The annotation marks the transcript as partial. Gene Ontology annotation, biological process: protein phosphorylation; microtubule cytoskeleton organization; intracellular signal transduction. NCBI's taxonomy places the organism in Eukaryota, Fungi, Basidiomycota, Agaricomycetes, Boletales, Coniophoraceae. Gene Ontology annotation, molecular function: tau-protein kinase activity; ATP binding; protein serine/threonine kinase activity.